Didymella exigua CBS 183.55 is the source of this 588-nucleotide messenger RNA. RefSeq lists its product as uncharacterized. The coding region runs from base 1 to 588 and encodes 195 amino acids. The transcript has 7 exons. Lineage: Eukaryota; Fungi; Ascomycota; Dothideomycetes; Pleosporales; Didymellaceae. The record is from RefSeq and is a predicted model, not a curated record.
AUGACUAUUUCUCACAUAUCUGCGCACUGCGUCGAAAGUGGCACCAUCAAGACUGGAGUCUUCCUACGGCAUAACUUCAGAGCUAAACCAGAACUGGCGAAGCCCUCGAAGUCUGCCACGCCGACCAAGGCGGCAAAUGCUCCUACUCUGAUUUUCAAGAUCGUUCGACCGAUCGCGCCCAUCGAUACCUGUAGAUUACUGUGUGUAGUUCACGAAGACAAUGAUGAUAAUGUUGGUGGUCUCGAAGACGAGAAUAGUCUUGCUGCUCAAGCUCUGUGGAAGCGCGGUAGUGCGAGGGCUUUCGAAGCAGCUAUAGGCAGUAUGCAUCAGGUGCCGCUUAGUUUCAAUUCUUUGGGAUAUCCAUCGGGUUCUGAACUACUCCAAUCACGUCAAGACGAAACAGAUUUGAGAGACAUUGUCGUCAUGGAUAUUAAUCGAGUCCCCAUGAAAUACACUCCCUACGUGACUGAGCUUAUCGUCGAGUUGCAGACAAUCGAGAUGUUCAUCAUGUCCAUGAGCGACCGUGACACCAAGUAUGGCGCCGCAAAGCUCUCGCAGACUGCGGAUGGUUGCCAAGCGAGCUCAUAA